GCUCGCAGUUUAAGUUCUCAGCUCCGCGGUGACGGACGUUCCACUUCACUCCCAAAUAGUUUACAACUUUAUAGUUUCCGACUCCGUUGCGUGCUGCUGAAACUCAUUUUCAUAUUUUAUAAUUGCUUCUGAGUGAUUCCUCCGCCCAAAAUGAUUAAGUCUGUGUGCCUUAUUAUUGUGAUCCAAGCGCUUUGGAUAGUGCAGGCUGAGACCCCCGCCUAUAUUAAGCAAUGUCACAGGGACGAUCCGAAGUUGGUGGACUGUUUUAUUGGAGCCAUUGAACACCUGAAGCCCUACCUGGCCAAUGGCAUUCCCGAUAUCCAGCUGCCGUCUGUGGAGCCCUUCAAGAUGGAUACCCUGGCCUUGCAGUUGACAGAGGGUCCGCAGGGAUACAAGAUCACUUUGAAGAACAUGGAGGCCUUCGGGGCGAGCAACUUCCAGGUGAAGUCCCUGAAACUGAGCGAAGGCAGCGAGCCCUUCAAGGCCAAAAUCUUGAUGCCCAAGCUGAAGAUCGAGGCGAAAUAUACGAGCUCCGGGGUUCUUUUGAUCCUGCCUGCUUCCGGGGGUGGAGACUUCCAUGCCAACUUCGAGGGAGUGAGUGCAGACCUCACGGGAAAGACAUCGACACACGCGUCCAAGGGUGGGAACUAUCUGCACAUCGAUGCUCUCAGCUUAGUCCUGGACGUGAAGGAUGUUAAAAUGAGCAUAUCUGGUGCCUUCAACAACAACCGUAUUCUUCUUGAGGCCACCAACCUGUUCCUGCGCGAAAACUCCCAAGUUGUUUUGGAAGCCAUGCAGGCUCAAUUGCAGAAGAAGCUGGCCAGUGAAUUUGGAAAACUUGCCAACCAGCUGCUAAAGAACGUUCCUAUCGAGCAGUUCUACGUCGAUUAGAAUCAAGUGUUCUAGGUUAUAGUUCGUUAGUCUAAACUAAGGUUUAUAUAAGUGAAUGUUGCUGUCUAGUGCUAGAAACGGUAUGCCGAGCGUCAUAGUGAUGAUGGCGGUAGCCGUGGAAUGCCCCAAUACAUGAUCAUUUCAAAUAACAAAUAACACGAAGUAUUACUAAGUUUAACCGAAACUCCCGUGAUAUGCUUUCUGCCCGCGAGAGAAAGCCAAUGUCGAGUUACUCAGCUAACCAAUUACCUUCCCAACAAUUUUAACCACUUUUGACACGUCUGUAGAUAUCGACAAAUUAAAUAAACUGAAAUGUACCCUGGAAUAAAC
Molecule: messenger RNA, 1221 nt
Organism: Drosophila biarmipes
Lineage: Eukaryota; Metazoa; Arthropoda; Insecta; Diptera; Drosophilidae
Gene: Jhbp1
Exons: 4
Coding region: 151-891 (246 amino acids)
Source: RefSeq, a predicted model, not a curated record